AAAUCUUGACCAUUACGCUAAAAUCUCGUUGCCCUUAAAAAUAGCAAAUAAUCGACUCUAUUAUUCAACACCUCAUAUUCAUUUCCUUUUUCCCCAAUUCCAAGCAGUGCCAAAGGAACAUUCUUCCAAUUAUUCUUUUUUAACCCUCUUGUUUUUUCCUUGUACCGUCCGCCGUUUGAAAGAAUUUUCCGGGUAAAUUAACUGCUGACAACGACAGCAGAAAGAUUUGCAUGCAAUGCGUGAGAUGUAAAAUGUUUUUAUGGUCCAAAAUUAGUCUCCCAUGAUUUGUCUAUAAUGCGUUUUCUUGGCCCUCAAAUUUCUCAUAAUUGUCAUUCACCACCCAGCAGUUCAGGCGAAUUUUCCGACGGAGGGGCCAUGACGGAGAGCAGUUCUUCCUCCAUAGCCCCUUUGCUUUUGAGAAACAUAUUAACAUCUGCUUUUAUCUUCGCUGAUAAACCCUUCUUCCUCUUAGCAGAAAAAUACAAACUUCUCGAAUUUGUACGUUGGUUCCUUAUCCAAGCUUUUCUCUUCUUUCUUAAACUUUUUCCCUCUGGAGAAAAUUACAACACCUACCCUUUGAAGCCUCAAAAGGGUGAGAUUUAUUCUCCGGCUGCCGUGGGAGGCGGCGGCGGAGAGUCGGGGAUAUCGAGAGCGUUGACGCAAGUGUUGUCAAUUGCGAAUGAUAUUCCGGUGAGUUCUAGGAAAUAUGAGGUCGUGAGAUCACUGGCCGAGAGGCUAAUUGAUGAGAAUCUCUUAGAGGGUAACGAAGCAUUAAGGGAAGUGAAUUGCGCCGCCUUGUCGGCGGCUUUUACGAGGACGCUUGGUCAGCUUGAAGCCGCCGUGGCGGCGGAAGAAGGCGGAAUUGUGUCCGGUGGGGAUGGUGGCGAUUACAUCGGUAAGUUGAGCCGCGGAUUGAGGGCGAUUAGGUAUUAUGGUGACGUUGUGUGGCAACGGGGUAGGGCGAGGAACCAGCUGAGACAAUUCGGAUGCUCGGCUGAGAAGCUGGCGGCGGAGUUGCUGUGGUUGGCUCAGAAGAUGGCAGUUUGUGGUUGUGUUGAUGAAGCUGUUUAUAUGUGGGCUUCGGCUUCACAGUUAGCUUGGCUUUCUCUUUCUGCUGAGGCGCAGCUUCAGGGGUCUCUUGUUAAACUUUCAGCUUUCUUAUUCAAGAAAGCCAGAGAAAUAGGAAAAGAUGCAGAGGAUGAAGAAAGUACGAAAGAGCAUCUAAGGCGGACAAACAUGAACAUGCUGAUGUCAUGGCUGCCAUUGCUAUGCCGAGCAAGCAAUGGCACAGACACUCCAGUCUUGAGCAUUAGUGAAAGGGCUGAGCUUGAAAGAAUACUAGAGCAGAUCAUUGGAACAUUGGAACAAGAAGAGGAGCAAGAAAAGGUCUUGUCCCUCUGGCUUCACCAUUUUACCUAUUGCCCUUCUUCUGACUGGCCAAAUCUCCAUGAUUGCUACACUCGCUGGUGCACCGCUUCUCGUAAGCUCUUGCUUCACUGAAUUUUCUAAAAAGAACCUUCGACUUAGAUUGAUGGAGUCUCAUCUUUCUGGCAAGGAAGGGGUCUCUAGCUAAUGGGUGGCGCAGAAUGUGAAGUGGAGGAAAAGAUUAUAGUGCUGUGUUUAUGAAGGUCCAAAGUAAGAUUUGUAUCAGCUAGCUAUGUUUUGUAAUUAUUUUAGUUUUUCUAGUAGUUUAAUUUACAAGUCGAAAGCACACUUACAUGCAUAUGCACGUUUGGUUGUGUUUAUAUAGUGCUUGAAUUCAAAGCAAAUUGAGCAGAAGCGUUUACUUAAUUUCAGGCCUCAAAUUUUCUUUCCUGCA
Messenger RNA from Nicotiana tabacum (common tobacco), 1819 nucleotides. RefSeq lists its product as uncharacterized. The record is from RefSeq and is a predicted model, not a curated record. NCBI's taxonomy places the organism in Eukaryota, Viridiplantae, Streptophyta, Magnoliopsida, Solanales, Solanaceae.